Messenger RNA from Aspergillus ochraceoroseus IBT 24754, 1745 nucleotides. RefSeq names its product putative negative regulator of DNA transposition (Rtt106) (gene rtt106). The transcript is spliced from 4 exons. Bases 165 to 1604 code for a protein of 479 amino acids. The record is from RefSeq and is a predicted model, not a curated record. Lineage: Eukaryota; Fungi; Ascomycota; Eurotiomycetes; Eurotiales; Aspergillaceae. Gene Ontology annotation, molecular function: nucleosome binding; histone binding.
CUUUCUUCCAUCCGUCUUUCAGUUCCCUGUUCUCCAUCCCUUUCUUUUUUCUGUUCACUUUCUUUACUCUAUCCCCCCCCUUUGUAUCUCAUUUACAUUCGAUAUAUAUAUCUCUAUAUUCUCCCUGCGCCGGGUUUCGCCCUGGGACUAUUUCGUUCUCAACCAUGGCCUUUGCCACGAUAAACUCGUCGGGCCCAACCCAUCUCCCCCAACCUCGGAUUGCUGCGAUCCCAGCGAUUGAAGAUGCCUUUGCCGCUGAACCAGCGCUGAAAAAACGAGUCUAUGAUGCGAUCGGAUCUACCCCUCAGCAUGGACCUCUUUUUGAAGAUAUCGCACGAUACACGUCAAGCCUGCUGGCCAGGAAGAACGCGAACGCGAACGUGAACGCCGUACAACCAGUCGAAGUGAUCCACGACAACAACGGCCCUGCGGCGAAAAAACGCAAGAUCCAAAAUGGGGGGGGGGCAACUGCACCGGCAGCCGCGCAAUCAUUCGCUGUCGCUGAUUUGAAGUCCCACAAGGCUCUGCAAUUCUACAUGCAAGAUGUGUCGUUUGCCAUCCCGCAACGCAAAAAGCUGAUGCUGGAGAUCACGGCGGUGAAUAAGUUCUUACGCGCGAGGAAUCAGACUUCCAAGGAGGUGGAGUUUGGCGUUCCCUUGGACAGGAUACAACAUGUUUUGUGUCUCCCCGUCCCCGAGAAGAAUCAGCGCCAGUUCAACUUUUGCAUCAUCCCUCAAUUCGCCGAUGGAAUAAAUCUCCCUCCCGAAGGUGAACAGAUCCCCGAGACAAUUGUGUGGACGGUUUCGGAUGGUCCAGCAAAAGCUGCGUUUUCAGGAAAUGGGCAGCAGAUUGGCACUGGAGAGGGAGAGACAGCGGAGAGCUUGGUCCGACGAAUACUGAACGAUAAUCUAUCACACACUACGGUGGUGCGCCCGGACGCGCACGAAUUUGUGAGUGCCAUGCCUGAGGCACAUAGGAAGGGAGAGAAGGCAUACCAUGUCAAGGCAUUCCGCGGUAGCAAAGAAGGGUAUCUCUUCUUUUUGUCUACGGGGAUAUUUUUCGGGUUCAAGAAGCCGCUCGUCUUCUUCGCCUUUGAGAAUGUUGAGUCGAUUUCAUAUACCUCCGUGCUGCAACGGACCUUCAACCUGAAUAUUACCGCACGACCGCUUGCCAGCGACGAGACGCAGGAAUUUGAGUUCUCUAUGAUUGACCAGGCGGACUAUUCGGGCAUCGAUACCUACAUCAAGACACACGGCUUACAAGACGCCAGUCUCGCCGAAGCCCGUCGUGCCAAGCGCUACAAUAUCAACGGUGCGAAGACGGAGGAGGGGGCUGCGGAGGCUGCCGAGGGCGAUGCCAACGCAAGCGAACUCCAGAAGGCACAGCGUGAAUUAGAAGACCAGGAAGAUGAAGAAGAAGAGGAGGAGGAGGAUUAUGAUCCGGGCAGUGACGGCGACAGCGACGGAAGCGGCUCGAGCAGUGAAGACGACGACGACGACCAAGGAAACGACGAGAUGGACGAAGACGAAGACAGCGAUGGGCGUGACCUUGUUGUAGAGGAGCUUGGCAGCGAAGCGGAAGAGAUUCCCGAGGAUGAGUUGUGAGUGGAGAUGGCUCUCUGUAUGAUGAUCGAGUGCACUGUACCUCCAUUAUGAUCUAUUUCCUUCCUCAGUUACCCUUGUGGAUAUGUAAACCUUAAACGGAGGCUUCAAUAGAAAUUAAAGACGACCUAGUAAACUAUUAAG